AUGCGUUUAUUCGUUGGUUACAAAUCAUCAAAUCAAAGCUUUAAACAAUUAGAAGUAGAAACCGAAAGAGGUGAUGCCGGUUAUCUUCAGAUGGAUUGCGCCCGUGAAUCUUUCGCAUUUGCAACAUAUAAACCAAAAUCAGAAAGGAAAGUUAAAAAGUUUGUUCAUUCGUUAUAUAAUAAUGUUCAAAAAUAUGAUAACUCAGUAUGUGGUAAAUAUAUUGACCCUUCAGAAGUUUUCAAGAGAGCAAAUGAAGAAGUUGAUGUCACUUUUGAUAUGAUUAUUCCGGUAAAUGAUUUGUUAGCAUUUCAGGCGUUCGAUGAUUAUCCUAAAUCAUUUGGUGAUAUCAUUCUUAAAUAUUAUGUUUUCAGGGAUACUUUAGUAUUUUGUCAGGUUGACCCGUUAAGAGUUGCUGAUUUACAAAAUUACGUUUAUGAAAAGAUAACUGA
Messenger RNA from Trichomonas vaginalis G3, 449 nucleotides. RefSeq lists its product as uncharacterized. The record is from RefSeq and is a predicted model, not a curated record. The transcript has a single exon. NCBI's taxonomy places the organism in Eukaryota, Parabasalia, Trichomonadida, Trichomonadidae. The annotation marks the transcript as partial.